This is a messenger RNA of Stereum hirsutum FP-91666 SS1, 1437 nucleotides long. RefSeq lists its product as uncharacterized. The transcript has a single exon. Lineage: Eukaryota; Fungi; Basidiomycota; Agaricomycetes; Russulales; Stereaceae. Gene Ontology annotation, molecular function: protein binding. The coding region runs from base 1 to 1437 and encodes 478 amino acids. The record is from RefSeq and is a predicted model, not a curated record.
AUGGACGUCGCCGCCGACACUGUAGCUCGCCACACGUCGUUUGGUGUUGACGACCUCCCGCCAGAGGUACUCUCUACGAUCUUCCAACUCGCGGUGGGCCACAAAGAGCCUUCGAUCUUUUGGAACGGUCAUCAUAAUUGUAUCGACCUCUCUACGAAGUCUUUGGUUCGCCUCACGCACGUCUCGUGCCGCUGGCGCUUCAUCGCUACCUCAACGCGUCUCCUCUGGACCAACGUUCAGCACUCUCUCGACCAUCCCUUUUCGAAAUCCCGCCAUCUCUCAUCGCUAUAUAUCACCCGUUCUUCCCCAUGUCUACUCGAUCUAACGCUAUCUAUACCUUCAUACUGCGUCUAUCCGCAUCUCCGUUCUGCUUUGAAUUCUUUAUUGGACCAGUUCGGAAGGGUGCGAUCGUUGAAGCUUGAUUUGGGACUGAAGUUCGGAAGAGAGCUCGCGCUGGAAGAAGUGCUCCGAUGGUUAGACACGAUUCGACCACCAUCACUCGAGGCCCUGGAGCUAUACUCGUCCGAGACUGUUGGGUGUACGUCCACGACGGCGCCAAGGUUCUCCACUCGCUCGUACGAUUCGCUUUCACGCCUCUCUCUCCGGAACGUCGCGUUGAACUGGGACCGCUCCGAGCUCAGCGAGCUUUCUAUACUCGAACUCGACUACGCCUCCGAGGACGACGCACCGAGCUUCGAUGAGCUGCGUGCUAUUACGCGAUCUUCACCGGGACUGUCAAAACUUCUGUUGGGCGGUGCGGGCUUGCGGAUGAUGGAGCGGAGAGUGAACGGGACAAGUGGAGCAGACGUUGUAGAGGAGAUGGACGGCGUUGAAGUCGGAGCGUUGAGAAGUCUGGAGGUUUCGCUUUCGCAAGGACCGGAGUACACUAUGCGACUAUUCGACUCGAUUCGUGCGCCACUCUUGGACUCCCUCACGGUCACCAACGCCACAACAGAAGCAUGGACCUUGUUCCUCGCCAGCACCACCUCCGCGUUCCCCAUCCUACCUUUCUCUAACCCACAUUCCUAUACAUAUGCACCUACGUUCCCGCACCUCGAAACGCUCACGCUCCGCGAUACCCCAACACUUAUCACACCCGACUUCACCGCGUCCACACCUCGUUUAUCCAAGAUCGUCCUUUCGUGCGAAGAUUAUACGGACUUGGCGAGAUUUUUGGGUUGCGUCUCUCCGGAGAAGGUUCGAGUCGCUGAAGCUGGAAUAUGUGGGAAGAGUGGUGCUAGCGGAAUAAGAGGUGGUUUGUGGGUGGAGUUGAGGGAGAUUGUGGCCCUGAGAAAGGGUGUGGCGAGAGAUGAUAUUGGUGCGGGUGUGGAUAACGGGUUGGACGGAUUGAGGGUUGCGUUGGCGAGGCGGCGGUUCAGUGGGUUGGGAGAGGUCGUGUUGACUGUCGUUGAUGGUGCGGACGGUGGUUUAGAUUAG